Etheostoma cragini (Arkansas darter) is the source of this 2822-nucleotide messenger RNA. RefSeq names its product GDNF family receptor alpha 4b (gene gfra4b). Bases 396 to 1697 code for a protein of 433 amino acids. Lineage: Eukaryota; Metazoa; Chordata; Actinopteri; Perciformes; Percidae. The transcript is spliced from 8 exons. Gene Ontology annotation, molecular function: signaling receptor activity. Gene Ontology annotation, cellular component: external side of plasma membrane; signaling receptor complex. The record is from RefSeq and is a predicted model, not a curated record. Gene Ontology annotation, biological process: nervous system development.
UCUCCCUCUCUCUCUUGGCAGUGGUUCUCCCCGGCAGCAGUCAGCAUCUCUCCAGCAGCGGACUCAAGGACUUGUGCGUCCACCUCGACGCGCAACAGAAGGCUCUCUCUCACGAAACCGGAGUCGGACCAUACAGCGCACAGGACAACUUUCACUCACAUUAUUGCGCAUGGCUCUGGCUUUGAGCAAACGCGCGACUGUGACAUCGUCUUGGAAGAAACAGAUGGAAUUCUAAGAAAAUAAACACAGCAACAACAAGCUGAAAAGACGAUUUAAGGAUUUUUAUAAAGAGAUUAAUCUCCUUCUGCCAAUAAUGAUUUCCGCACGUGCCUUGUAAUCAUACAGCUGUCCGUGUAGGUCCGACGCCUUAUCUGAAAUUCUCGUUUCAAAUAGAGAUGGAUCUGUGGGGAGUUUAUCUGUUUCAUCUCAUAACUUUGGCUCUGUUAGAGGUUAUACUGGGCGGCAGAGACUGCUUGGUGGCUGGAGACUCGUGUUCGAGCGAUGAGACUUGUAGUCCACGUCUGCGGACUUUGCGUCAGUGUGUAGCGGGCAACGGCAGUGUGAAGCUGGGCCCCGGUGCCCGGAGCCAGUGUGCCAAUGCAGUGUCUGCCUUGCUGUCCAGCCCCUUACAUGGCUGCCAGUGUAAACGGGGAAUGAAGAAGGAGAAGAACUGCCUCAGUAUCUACUGGAGCCUUCAUCAGUCCAUCAUACAUGGACUCAAUCUGGUGGAGCGAUAUCCCUAUGAGACAGUGAGUAGGGAUUACGACUAUGUCCGCUUGGCAUCUAUUACAGCUGACUCAGAUGUUGGCAUGACAACUGUGAAUCGCUGCCUGGAUGCGGCCAAGGCUUGCAAUGUGGACGACUUGUGCCAGAAGCUCCGCACAGAAUAUGUCUCAGCUUGUAUCAAACCCACUGCCAAGUCGGGCCUGUGCAACCGGCCUAAAUGCAAUAAGGCUCUGCGCAGGUUCUUUGACCGUGUCCCUGCCGAAUACACACAUGAACUGCUCUUCUGCCCCUGUACGGACACGGCAUGCGCAGAGCGUCGAAGGCAGACUAUUGUACCCAGUUGCUCUUAUGAAAGCGGGGAAAAACCAAACUGCAUUUCACAGAUGAGGAUCUGCAACGCUGAUUAUGUGUGCAGGUCUCGCUUGGCACAGUUCCAGUACAAUUGUGAACCCUCUGAAACUUCUACUAAUGGCUGCAAGCAAGGGAACCACGGAGCCUGCCUUCUUGCCUACACAGGGCUCAUAGGAAGCACAAUAACUCCAAACUAUGUUGACAACUCCACGUCCAGUGUGGCUCCAUGGUGCUCCUGCUCAGCCAGCGGGAGCCGGAGAAAAGACUGUGAUAAUUUCCUGGGAUACUUCACCAACAACAUCUGUCUCCGGAAUGCUCUUAUGACGUUUGGAAGUGAGUCGGACCAGCAGGCAACUGUCAGCCAGUCCAGUACAGCCAGUACUGACCAAAGCAGCAGGGAAAACAGGAGCACUGCUUCUCCACCAGCAACCAUGGAAACUAUGAGGAACAUUCUGGAUACAAUAAUACCAACACAGGACCUGGGAAAUGAACUACUAGUGGGCCAGUCCACCCUGCCAUCCAACAGCCUCCCAAUCUCUGCUUCACCUCCUAGCUUAAUGCUUCAAGCUGCCUUUAGCCUUCUGUUGUUGCUCCUUCAUCUGCGCAACAAUGGACACUAAAGACCGCAGGGGAGCGUGCAAGGGACCCUCCUAGUACCAAGCAGAUGGGAGGACCAGUGCAGUUGAGAGGAAAAUGGAUUGUGUGGCGUUACGCCUCCCUCUAAAUAUGUACAGUGAUUUUGUUUUUCUAUUUUUUUGUCUAAGUGGUCCAGUUCCACCGCCAGUGUCAGACUGUGGGAGACCUCUGCAGACCAAAGCCAGUCUGUACAUUUGUAUAUUGUCGUUGCGAUCAAAUCAAGCAGAAAUGAAGUACCGCUUUUGUGGAAUAACGCAGCUCUCAGCUAAUCAACUGUAUCCAUUUUCAAGACUCAUUAUGAAAAUAUUCUGCAGAUAUGUAUGAUACAAAGACUACACGUUUGUCACUACAUGUGAAGAUUUGUAUUAACAGAAGCUAUUAUUUCUUAUUGUCAGGGGAAAUUGUUGGGAGUAAACCAGUGAACUUUGUGUCUUCUCUGUUCUUAGUACACAAAAGGAUUGGAAAGUUGCUGAAGUAUAUGGGGCUUUAAUACCACUCCAUUCAAGUUGAGUGAAAGAGAAUGAUUACUGAUCAAUACUGGAAUAGUGAAGAUACAGAGAGACAAUAGAGUUCCAUUAAGCUCCAACAUCAAGGACAAAUACCAUGUUUUUCCUAACAUGUAUAGCAACACUAUCUGGAAAACAUGCAGCAAACCACAAGACAAUAAAAUAAUCCUUGAUAUAAGAAAUCAUCCUCUCCAUUAAAACUGACCUUUGUCAAACUAUGUCACACCACUUUACCUGUGUUUGCUAAAGCUGCAGUAGCUAUUCCUAGAAACAGUCCUAGGUCUCUAUUGGCAAAAACAAGCUUCUGGACUCAAAAGGAAAUAAUCAGAAAAGCAGUAACGUUUUACUUGUGGCUGCUGUACUAUGUGUUUGUAAGCGUAAUACCCCUUUAUUUCUCAUUGUGUCUGUGAACAGUGCUAUAUGGGGUCUGAGUCCCACAGAGGGAACUGAAUGGUUUGUCUCACUGAGCGCCGCCAAAUACAGUACAUAGCCUUUUUGAGAUUAGACAGUUAUGAAUGAUUCAGUAUGUUCUGUUCUGGGAACAUGCCAGUCAAUUCUGAACAGGACCAGAGGUGCAGCAAAUAAAAAAAGUUAUCAGAUCAA